UCCCCCUAAAUAAUUGUUUGUAUUCCGUAGAUUAAGUUCAUAGGUCAUUCGAAGUAAUCUAGACAAAAGGGAAUCGGCAAUUAGCCUUAAAUGUGCUACCGCCGCUGGCCUGGCUGUCUCUAUUAAUGAGUAGUCUGGUCACCCCACAUAGUAUAUAGUACAUAGACAAAAGGGAAUUUGUAACUAAUUUAUGUUAAAUUAUUACUCCAGAUCUAUCAACAAAUCAAUUGCGAACUGGUCGUUUGUGACAGCUUUGGCGUCACUGUUCUCCUUCUUUGAUGUUAUGGAAUGGCCGCGAUUAAUCACAACCUCCACAGAACGGGAACUGUCUUUCAUACGAACCUGGCUCGUGAAUGUGUACCCGCUUGAGGUGAUGUCACUUGUGGAGGAGGUGUUAACCGAAUUGGAAGCUGGAUUCGAGGAUGUUCAAGCUCCAAACCCUCGGAGAAAGGUGACCUGCUGGUUUUUGGCUGCCGUGGGGGCCGUGCCUAGGUUGCUGGAAUGGGAUAGUUUGAAUGGGGCAAAUGUGGAUGAAGGGAGGGGGGGGGGCAAGAAAAAUGUGGGUGCGAAAAGUGGGGAAUUGUGGUCGAAUUAAUUAUUUGGAUGAUGAAGGUGGCGUCACCUAAGAGCGAGAUGGUGCUCCAGGUGGUGGAGAUGGUGAGGUUUGGAGUCUUUCAUGUUGGUGUAGCAGGCUGGAUUUUUUACGUCAUGUUCAAAAAUCGGGGAAAAUACAUGUACCUACGAACCGUCCCUACAAUUUGGGGAAUGACUUCUCGACUGAAACGAAUUCGUUUCUUGUUGUCGUACACCAUGUUGUUUGUCCUCCUCUGGAUCCCAUUCGGACUUGUCGCCUCCUACGACCAAAUCUACGACAGGACUAAAGUCGUACUGGAAAUGGAGGAAAAUGUCGUCUUUGCAAACCUUGCAAAAUUCUGGAUCGCCGUUUUCAUGGGAUACACACCAAUGCUCUGCUUCUGGAUCGAAGGUAUAACUCGGCUGGGAGAGAAUUUCUGUGCGAGGCUGUUCUGCAAGAGAGGGAACAUAGAUCGUCGUCACAUCUCCAUCAUGAUGGUCAGGAUAAGGCCCUCGUCCCGGUCGGAACCCGGGCAACAAAUCCCAUCCGGAGGUAGCGAGUUCUUUGUGUAAGCAGGGCUGGGAAAAAUGGCACAAAUCACAUGGCAAAAAUCCUCGAGUUGAAUGACAACUUCAAAGCAAAAUAUUGUUUAAGUAACAUCAAAUGAAGAUGUGUAGAAGCAAAUGUGCGGCAAAGAAAAUUAGUAGAUAAUUCUCAGUAGAAGUUGCGUCAAAUUGUUUUGUUUGGAAAUUAUGCAAACAUACGCUGUGUUAAUAAUAUUGGAUAUUCGUAUAAUACAUAUGCGCUUGUGGGAAUUGAUGUCGAUUUGGGUUUUGACCUCCGAUGGAAAAGGCAAGAGAAUAUGUGUAUAGUUAAGAAUUGAAUUAAUAGUUUGAUUUGAAGGGGCCGUUCAAGGUAAAUAUGAGUGCGUUUUGAUCUUUAUGUGUCAGCGUGAUUUUUUUAUAUACGUAACUCCUUAUCCAAUCCCCACGUAGUUUGGAAGAAAGUUGAUACACUCGGAACUAAAUUUUCACAAAGUCAUAAGGGAUGUUUCCGAGGUUUCAGUCGCGUAAAAGGAAGCUACCACGUUUUUCUUACCAAGUUUUUUACUUUUUUACUUUUUACCAAGUGGUUUACCAAGUUAUUCCCGCGUAAAAUUUAUAUUUAGCUCGUUAUUUAGCCAAAUCCCUGCACGGAUUUUCAAAAUUUUUAACUAAAAUAUUUAAAUCUAUCAACAAAUAUAACAAUUGCUUAUUUGCUUGUAUCUUAAACUUUUGAUUUUUGUCAUCAUUUUAAGUGAGAAUGUAUGAAAUUCUCAUGGAUUACGACAUUUCUAACCUAUAAAAGUUCUAGAGGUUUGAAAUUGGUCGAAUAAAGAAUUCUUUGAGUUUGGGGCCACACCUAGACGUGGAAUUUGAAUUUUUCACGUAAAUAUGAAUGGAUCCUAAAUAAAGGAUUCUGGUAGAUUCUUAAAAACAUAGUGGAUGACAUGUGCAUGACGGGAACCUCGUAAGUUUUCCUUGCAAGGGUAAACUUUACUCUUUAAUCACCUCAGCGGUUCCCUGAAUUUACAUACAUAAAAUACUGUCCAACACAUAAAGUUCAGAGUGCACUAACAAUGGAGGUCUCCCAACCUAUGCUUACAAAUUUGGCCCAAACUUGCGUCACUCACAAAUAUAAUAAUAUGCAAUUUGCCAAUGGAACUAUCUGCCAAUGCGCAGGUUUGGCGUAGAUAUUUGCAUCCAA
Molecule: messenger RNA, 2320 nt
Organism: Folsomia candida
Lineage: Eukaryota; Metazoa; Arthropoda; Collembola; Entomobryomorpha; Isotomidae
Exons: 4
Coding region: 604-1146 (180 amino acids)
Source: RefSeq, a predicted model, not a curated record